GUUCAGCACUUAAUGGUUCAGGCCUCUUACUGGUUCAACACUUAUUAAUUCAGAAGUUGCCAAACAGCUCUUAAACAUGACUAAAUAUAAGUCAUUUCCCAAUGUAGGACUUAAACUUUUUUAUUCUCUAAGAAUAUAUGUCCAAGUGAUGCUAGACAUUUAGUUGAAUAAUGACUAAUAGUUAAUGACAAAUGAUUCUACAUUGAGAAAUAAAAACAUAUGAUCAUAUUUUAUGUUUCAGUGUAAAUUACUAGUAGUACAAAUGGGAAUGCCACCCUUCAUCAUUGUCAUCGUCUUCCUCCAAAUGCAAGCCCCGGCCAGGAGUAUCAGCCUAGCGGUCUUGCUGAACCGUUCGAGGUCCAAAAUUUCCAGCUUCCGAGCCUUCUCAUCCUCGCCGUCUUCAUCUCAUCACUCAAACCAGUCUCGCGGCGGCCUCCCCCGCUUCUACUCUGAGAUCCUCCCUUCUUCCAAGGGUAGUGUUGUUCGUGUGAAUGGAGACGAGUUUUGGCACAUGACUAGAGUAUUAAGAUUGAACGUUAAUGAUAGGGUAGAGCUAUUCGAUGGAAAUGGAAGCUUAGUUGAAGGAUGCAUACAGGACAUUGAUCAAUCUGGAUUGAACUUUGUGGCGUUAGAGAAUCCCAAGUCGGUAUCUCCUUUAGAGACUCAAUGGCAUGUCUUUGCUGCUUUUGGAACUCUAAAGGGAGGUCGGGCUGAUUGGCUUGUGGAGAAAUGCACUGAGCUGGGGGCUCACAGCAUUACUCCAUUGUUGACAGAACGGUCUCCUUUGGUUUCAGGAAACCGAGUGGAGAGAUUACUACGUGUCAGUUUAGCAGCAGCUAAACAAUGUCAACGGCUGCACAAAAUGAAUUUCAACUCUCCUAUGAAAGUUACUGAGCUCUUACCUCAUGUCAAAACAUCGACACUAUCAUUCAUUGCUUUGGCAGAGGCUAUGCCUGUUUUCAGUGCAUUGAAUUCUCGAAGAAAAGAAUCAACUGGAUUGUUGAUCGUAGGGCCAGAAGGAGACUUCACUGAGGAGGAGAGAAAGAUGAUAGUAGAGGCUGGUGCAACUCCAGUAGGGCUUGGGCCACAACGCCUACGAGUUGAAACUGCCACGGUGGCACUCUUGGCAACACUAAUGUUUUGGUCAGACGAUCGGCUUGUCUAGCAGACAACAACAACACUUCACUGAGGAGGAGAGAAAGAUGAUAGUUGAGGCUGGUGCAACUGCAGUAGGGCUUGGGCCACAACGCCUACGAGUUGAAACUGCCACGGUGGCACUCUUGGCAACACUAAUGUUUUGGUCAGACGAUUGGCUUGUCUAGCAGACAACAACAGCGUAAAAGAUUCACUUUUGACUCAUAAAUGUAUAUCACAUAAAGGGCAAUUAUGACUUAUGAGAUUUAGAUUUUAUUCAAAGGAGAUAUGGUAUGGUACUAUGGUACAGAGUAUAUUGGAUAAGUGUGGUUU
Cuscuta campestris is the source of this 1467-nucleotide messenger RNA. The record is from the annotation of a GenBank genome assembly. NCBI's taxonomy places the organism in Eukaryota, Viridiplantae, Streptophyta, Magnoliopsida, Solanales, Convolvulaceae.